Ricinus communis (castor bean) is the source of this 1704-nucleotide messenger RNA. Its product is annotated as transcription factor bHLH96. Gene Ontology annotation, molecular function: protein dimerization activity; RNA polymerase II cis-regulatory region sequence-specific DNA binding; DNA-binding transcription factor activity, RNA polymerase II-specific. Lineage: Eukaryota; Viridiplantae; Streptophyta; Magnoliopsida; Malpighiales; Euphorbiaceae. The record is from RefSeq and is a predicted model, not a curated record. The coding region runs from base 606 to 1622 and encodes 338 amino acids. Gene Ontology annotation, biological process: regulation of transcription by RNA polymerase II. The transcript is spliced from 3 exons.
UUCUUUAAAUUAUUUUCGGCUAUGCAGUUUGAGUUUGUUCCAUGUUUAAUUUUCAGGAAACAACUAUUUACAAUCUCCAUAAGUGCUAAAAGAGAAUCUGUCCUCUCUCUCUCUCUCUUUCUCUCACUAUAUAUCUGGUGUCUAUAGUGACUAGUCUACGAUGCAAUCUCACGUGCAACACGCUGUAGCUAUGUAUGAUAAUGGUAGGGUUUGAUCAAAGGCCUUUAAAGUCCCAUGGCUUUUCUUUCUCUCUUUCUCUUCAGGGGUUAAAAGGGAUACUUUUUAUUUGAUCUUUUGUUAUCUAGCACUUGGGCUUAUGCUAACUUCCUUUGGGUUUCUUUGAAGGAUACUCUUUCUUGAUUCUUCUAAUAAACUUCAGCUACAAUAUAACUCUCUUUCUCCUUUCUACUAUAGCCUCUUAAAAACUCCCUCUUCUUGUACUCUAGCUGGUGGGUCUAUGCUUCUAAUCUUCUCUUCGUGCUUCUCUGUCACUGUGUUAACUGAGAGGAAAACAAAAAGUAAAGCAACACAUUUUUAGACAAUAUACAAUUCAAAUAUCUAGUGUUUCUUUGUGUGCUCUUUUUUCUUUCUUGGAACAGAGAGGUAUGGCACUUGAUGCUGUAGUGUAUCCACAAGACCCGUUUUGUUAUUAUGGAUAUAAAGAUUGCUACGGAGGAGGAGGACAUUGGGGCUAUGAUAUUGCUCUGCAAGAAGAUGACAAAGCUUUUCUUGGAAUUCUAGAAGACAACAACAAUAACAUAGAGCAGCAACAAGCUACUGGUUUUCAAGCAAAUUGGGAUUCUUCAUCUCCACCUAUUAUACAACGUCAUGCAAAGGAUUAUCAUCAGUGGGAAUAUCCUAAUUCUUCCCCUGAAACUUGCACUACUGAUAAUUAUCAAUCUCUCUCUGCUGAUGUACUCCAUCCAACAUCGGAACCACCGCCACCGCCUACCACCACAGGCCGGAGGAAGCGAAGACGCACAAAGAACCCCAAGGACAAGGAGGAGAUAGAGAACCAAAGGAUGACUCACAUUGCGGUUGAACGCAACCGCAGGAAACGAAUGAAUGAAUAUCUUGCUGUGCUUAGGUCUCUGAUGCCUCCUUCUUAUGUUCAGAGGGGUGACCAAGCAUCCAUAAUCGGAGGUGCCAUUAAUUUUGUGAAGGAGCUUGAACAACUCUUGCAAACAAUGGAAGGCCACAAAAAGACCAAGCAGCAGCAACCUGAUGCCAGUGGCUUCUCUUCAUCACCAUUUGCUGAUUUCUUCACCUUCCCACAAUACUCAACACGAAAUCCGCCCACCACAGCGGAGGAGUCAUUGGCGGUGGCUGAUCAAAAUCAGUGGGCUAUGGCGGACAUAGAAGUGACGAUGGUGGAGAACCAUGCCAACCUUAAAAUACUUUCAAAGAGAAGACCAAGAAAACUCUUGAAGGUGGUGGCAGGUUUGCAAGGCCUAAGACUUAGUGUUCUUCACCUUAAUGUCACAACUGCUGAUCAGAUGGUUCUCUAUUCAGUUAGUGUUAAGAUUGAAGAAGGGUGCCUCCUUAACACUGUGGAUGACAUUGCAGCUGCUGUUAAUCAAAUGCUACACACCAUUCAUGAAGAGGAGGCUACUUUUAGCUAAAAACGUUAUUUGCAAACCCUAGUUUGCUUCUGUAAUUCGGGUUGUUAAUUAACCUCUGAUAAUGGAAGUCAAUUUUUUUUUC